AUGUAUUGGAAAUCUAAAGAUUAUGAAGAUCCUUUACCUGAAGAAGGGCCAGAUCCUGAAUCCCGAUGGGGUCUGGUAUUUGAUGGAGCUGUUAAUGCUUAUGGUCGAGGAAUUGGGGCAUUAAUUAUCAUGCCACAAGGAUCUCACGUACCAUUUACUUCAAGACUGACGUUUGACUGCCCCAACAAUAUGGCAGAAUACGAAGCUUGUAUCAUAGGACUAGAGGAAGCCAUUGAUCUUAGAAUCAAGAUUCUCGAUGUAGAUUAUGCCCGAAGACUGUUGACCUUCUUCAACAAAGUUGAGUUCCAUCACAUACCUCGUGAGGAAAAUCAAAUGGAAGAUGCAUUAGCCACUUUGGCUUCCAUGUAUCAAGUGAAGUUUCCAAAUGAAGCUCCUCAAAUUACAAUCAUGCGCCUGGAUAGGCCGGCUCAUGUAUUCGCUGUUGAAAUUAUCACGGAUGACAAGCCGUGGUUUCAUGACAUCAAAAUCUUCCUAUAG
Messenger RNA from Vicia villosa (hairy vetch), 498 nucleotides. RefSeq lists its product as uncharacterized. The transcript has 2 exons. NCBI's taxonomy places the organism in Eukaryota, Viridiplantae, Streptophyta, Magnoliopsida, Fabales, Fabaceae. The record is from RefSeq and is a predicted model, not a curated record. Gene Ontology annotation, molecular function: nucleic acid binding. Bases 1 to 498 code for a protein of 165 amino acids.